AUGUCACCCGGGUCCAGCGCCCAGAGCAAAAGCAUCUCGGCUUAUGGAGAUGCGCGCUCAACUAUCUCAGGGAAAUGUCUUGACCCCGAAGAGGUUCGUAAGAUGAACCAAUACUUCAACGCCAGUCUGUACCUUUGUCUCGGCAUGCUCUAUCUUCGUGAAAAUCCUCUUCUCAAGGAGCCAUUGAAGAAAGAACAUCUCAAAGCUCGUCUUCUGGGUCACUGGGGAUCAGAUGCCGGUCAAUCCUUCACUUGGAUUCACAUGAACCGUCUCAUUAAGAAGUACGACCUGGACGUUCUAUUCAUUUCAGGACCUGGCCACGGUGCCCCCGGAAUCAUCUCCCAGUCUUACCUUGAAGGUGUCUACACAGAAGUGUACCCGGAUAAGACUGAAGAUGCGGAAGGAAUGCAGAAAUUCUUCAAGCAAUUUUCUUUCCCUGGUGGCAUUGGGAGCCAUGCUACUCCCGAAACCCCGGGUAGUAUCCAUGAAGGUGGUGAGCUUGGAUACUCUAUUUCUCACGCUUUUGGAACCGUCUUCGAUAACCCAAAUCUCAUCACCCUUACGAUGGUUGGUGAUGGAGAGUCCGAAACUGGCCCACUCGCGACAAGCUGGCAUAGCACGAAAUUCCUCAAUCCCAUCACUGACGGUGCGGUUCUGCCUGUGCUUCAUCUGAAUGGAUACAAGAUCAAUAAUCCCACUGUUUUGGCACGUAUUAGCCACGAAGAGUUGACCGCUUUGAUGGUCGGCUAUGGCUGGAAGCCUUAUUUCGUGGAGGGAAGUGACCUGGACAGCAUGCACCAAGCUAUGGCAGUUACCCUGGAGCAAUGCGUUAAGGAGAUCAAAGAGUAUCAGCAGCAAGCACGAUCUUCCAACAAGCCAUUCCGUCCUCGCUGGCCUAUGAUUGUACUUCGGUCUCCGAAGGGUUGGACCGCUCCUAGAGAUAUCGAUGGAAAGCACCUUGAAGGCUUCUGGCGCGCACAUCAAAUCCCAAUCACCGAUGUCUCAUCGAAUCCUGCUCAUUUGAAAAUCCUGGAAUCUUGGAUGAAGGGAUACAAGCCAGAAACCCUAUUCGACAAGAACGGCAAGCUUAUCUCAGAGUUGAGGGAGCUUGCGCCUAGUGGCAACUCUCGCAUUAGCGCCAACCCGGUCGGCAAUGGUGGAAUUCUGCGCAAGCCUUUGCAGUUGAAUGACUUCCGAGACUACAAAAUCACUGACAUCACUCCUGGAAAGACUUAUGCAGGAGGUAUGGCCAACAUGGCUAAAUUCCUUCGUGAUGUUGUUGCUAGAAAUAUGACUUCCUUCCGGCUCUUUGGUCCCGAUGAGACGGAAUCCAACAAGCUGUCUGAAGUUUACAAAGCCGGUCAGAAGGUUUGGAUGGCGGAUUACUUUGAAGAAGAUAAAGAUGGCGGCAAUCUGUCUCCCUUCGGUCGUGUCAUGGAGAUUCUCAGUGAGCAUACUUGUGAAGGCUGGUUGGAAGGGUAUAUUCUUUCCGGUCGCCAUGGUCUCAUCAACAGCUACGAACCAUUCAUUCACGUUAUUGAUUCAAUGGUCAACCAGCACUGCAAGUGGAUUGAGAAAUGUCUGGAAGUCGAGUGGCGUGCUAAGGUCGCUUCUCUCAACAUUUUGAUCACAGCCACCGUCUGGAGACAAGACCACAACGGCUUCACCCACCAGGAUCCCGGAUUCCUAGACGUGGUCGCAAACAAAAGCCCAGAAGUAGUCCGUAUCUACCUUCCACCCGACGGCAAUACUCUUCUCUCAGUCAUGGACCACUGUCUGCGCAGCGUAAAUUACGUGAAUGUCGUGGUAGCAGACAAGCAAGACCACAUCCAAUUCUUGAAUAUGGACGACGCAAUUGCACACUGCACUAAGGGUCUUGGAAUAUGGGACUGGGCCAGUAAUGACCAGGGUGGAGAACCUGAUGUCGUAAUGGCAUCUUGCGGCGAUGUCUCGACCCACGAAGCCUUGGCUGCGACCGCACUUCUUCGCGAAUACCUCCCAGACCUGAAAGUCCGCUUUGUCAAUGUUGUAGAUCUGUUCCGACUUAUCUCGGGUAUUCACCAUCCACAUGGUAUGCCGGAUCGUCAAUGGAAGGCUAUCUUCACCGAUAACAAGCCUAUCGUGUUUAACUUCCACUCGUACCCGUGGCUUAUCCACCGUCUCACCUACAAGCGGCCAGGUCAGCAUAACCUGCAUGUGAGAGGGUAUCGAGAAAAGGGAAAUAUUGAUACUCCAUUUGAGCUGGCGAUGCGUAAUGGAACCGAUCGGUACAGCCUCGCUAUUGAUGCAAUUGACUUGAUUCCUUCUCUUGGUAAUACUGCGUCGAGUGUGAGGGAGAAGUUGGUCGAUGCUCGACUUGCGGGUAAAAUGGAGGCAUUUGAGAAUGGUGUUGAUCCUGAAUACAUUCGGAACUGGACUUGGCCUUAUGCUAAAUAA
Molecule: messenger RNA, 2436 nt
Organism: Penicillium angulare
Lineage: Eukaryota; Fungi; Ascomycota; Eurotiomycetes; Eurotiales; Aspergillaceae
Product: phosphoketolase family protein
Exons: 1
Coding region: 1-2436 (811 amino acids)
Biological process (GO): carbohydrate metabolic process
Molecular function (GO): aldehyde-lyase activity
Source: RefSeq, a predicted model, not a curated record